AUGUCCAACUGCCUCCUCACCUGCCAGGCUGUUCACCUGACUCACCUGGCUUCCACUGGGGCCCUGCCCAUGGAUUAUCCUUCAAGCAUGCUGGCAGAAAUGGAAACGAUGGCUUAUGUGACUGAGAUCAGGCUGAGCGGAGGUCGGGGGGCCUGGAGCGGAGUGGCUCCCUCCUCCUGCCCCGAGGUGGACCUGGAGGUCAUCGAGGAGUACCUGCAGGAGCACUCACUGGACGUGCAGCCCGCACACACACCUGCAUCGCCUCCGACCACCGUGGAGCAACAAGCACACUCCCACCAGGGCACCAGGAUCAUAGAAAACAGCUGGUCAGGUCAGCAUCCGUACAAGUGGACCUGUGGCCCUUACACUCCAAAUGAGGAAUAUGAAGAGCAGGCCCCGCCUCAAGCCUGGAUUAGUCCUCAUGAUAACCAAUGGGACCACAUUGCAUUUUUCUACCAGGCACAUGAAUCCAUCGACUCAGACUCACUGUCCAGUAGCUCCCAAUACCAGGAAUACCAAGAUUCCCCGUCCCCGUCCUCUGACAGGGGAGACAGGAAGGACAGAGACUCCCUGCCUCUUGUCCCACUUUCAGGAAAGAGGAAGGAGCGUUUGUUCCAGUUCCUGUUCGAGAUGCUCCAGACUCCAUCGAUGCGGAGCUGCAUCUGGUGGGUCCAGUCCUCCUCCGGCACGUUCCAGUUCUCCUCCCAGAACAAGGAGCGGCUAGCACAGCUGUGGGGCCGCAGAAAAGGUAACCGCAAGACCAUGACCUACCAGAAGAUGGCGCGGGCUCUGAGGAACUACUCCCGCACCGGAGAGAUUAAGAAGGUGAAGCGAAAGCUCACCUACCGGUUCGAUGAGAAGACCCUGAGAUGCCUUCAGGGAGACUCUAAUACAGUGUAGGAGGCAUGAUCGAGAGUGUGUAGGAAUAGAUAUUCAGAUGGUUGUCCCCUUGACUCUUUCUGUUGAUUCUAAUUCUAUGGCAUGUAAAAAAACAAAUGAAUACUGAGUAUUUAUAAAGCCAGAAGAUGCAGGUCAGACUGGUAUGAACAAAUAUGUAAAUCUUAAAGGUUAUAACAUAAUAUCUACUUUAUAAGUAGAACUUAAAUCAUUCUAAAAAAUAAAAUGUGUGGGUUUCUGUUUUUUUGUGAUUCUAUAUUGCAGAUUCAACAGAUAUAAAAUCAUUUUUCAGACUUGUUAAGAAAAUUAGG
Centropristis striata (black sea bass) is the source of this 1208-nucleotide messenger RNA. RefSeq names its product transcription factor PU.1. Lineage: Eukaryota; Metazoa; Chordata; Actinopteri; Perciformes; Serranidae. Gene Ontology annotation, cellular component: nucleus. The record is from RefSeq and is a predicted model, not a curated record. Gene Ontology annotation, biological process: cell differentiation; regulation of transcription by RNA polymerase II. The transcript is spliced from 6 exons. Gene Ontology annotation, molecular function: DNA-binding transcription factor activity, RNA polymerase II-specific; sequence-specific DNA binding. The coding region runs from base 1 to 900 and encodes 299 amino acids.